UUAAAAUUUGACAGAUUCUGUAAUAAUAAUUAUUGAAUCAAUGAAUAGAAAAACAUGCAGUUAAAUAUGAAGUAUUUAACCACUCAACGAUACAGAAUGUUAUAGUUUCAAUAAAAUUUUAAGCACUUAACUUUAAGAGGUAGUUUGUUAUCAUGGCUAGACCAGAAACACUAUGCAAUCAGUCCUUACUAGAGGCGGGCGAUAGAAGUCUCGAUAGGACAAUUGGUGAGCCCGGGGAUGUUAAAACGCAAUUUGUUACAAGAGAAGGUACCUACAGACUUUUAACGCUUAGUGAAUAUUCACGACCAAAUAGAGUGGGAUAUCAACCACAAGGCCAAACACCUCCACAAGUACGUGUAUCCCUUGUAGGGCUUCCUGAACAAGGAGAAAGAAUAUGUUUUAACCAUGGUAGAGAACUAUAUGUAUAUGUUUACAAAGGAAUCAAGAAAGCAGCCGAUUUAAGCAAGCCUCUUGAAAAGAAGGUAUAUAAAGGUACAAAUCCAACUUGCCAUGAUUUUAAUAGUACAUCUGCUACAAGUGAAAGUGUAAGCUUACUCAUUGGUUUCAGUACGGGUCAAAUACAAUUAAUAGAUCCAAUAAAAAAAGAACUUAGUAAAUUAUUUAAUGAAGAAAGGUUUAUUGAUAAAACAAGAGUUACUUGUUUACGCUGGGUACCCGGAAGUAAAUCUUUAUUUUUAGCUGCUCAUGCAUCAGGACAAUUUUAUGUUUAUAAUGAAGAAUUGCCUUGUGGAUCAGCAGCUCCUCAUUACCAGCCCUUCAAGGCUGGGGAAGGCUUUUCUGUAAAUACUUGCAAAACAAAAUCAACAAGAAAUCCUCUAUUUAGGUGGUUGUUAGGGACUGGUGCAGCCAUAAAUGAACUUGCCUUUAGUCCUAAUGGUACCCAACUGGCUGUAGUAUCACAAGAUGGUUUACUAAGAAUAUUCCAAUAUGAUAGUAUGGAACUUUUAGGAUAUGCUAGAUCUUAUUUUGGUGGACUUUUAUGUGUAGCUUGGUCUGGUGAUGGAAAGUUAAUAGCUGUUGGGGGAGAAGAUGAUUUAGUUACUGUAUACUCAAUGGAACAGAAAAGGGUGGUGGCUAGAGCUCAAGGACAUAGAUCCUGGGUCUCUGCUGUAGCUUUUGAUUGGUACUUAGAGGUGGAGUCAUGUUACAGGCUGGGUUCAGUAGGUCAUGACACUCAAAUAUGCCUUUGGGAACUCCCUGAAGAUAAUAUAGUACCACCGCGACCAAGAGUGAAAAGAAGGCCAGAUCCGCUUCAGUUGGUAGGAACGCCAGCUUGUCCACGAUUAGAUGAGUGUCCAAACCUUGAACCAUUAGUUUGUAAGAAAAUUGCUCAUGAACGUUUAACGGCUCUCGUAUUUAGGCCUGAUUGUAUUAUAACUGCGUGCCAAGAUGGAUAUGUAUAUACUUGGGCACGUCCUACGACAUAAGACUAGACAUAAGUGGGUCAAUUCGUUUCAGAUUAGUAUUUUUUUAUGUAAUGGUUGACAAAAGUUAAAUGUUUGGAAUUCGUGGCUUAUAGAUUUUCAGAUUUAAGAUUGUGUCACUAUCACACUUAUAGUUUAAAACAAAAGUGAUGUGACUCAGAUUUUGUUAUUUUAAAAGUGAUUAAAUAUAAAGUAAUCCGUUCAAAAAUAAGUACCUCAUCGGAUUAUUAAGCUAUAGGGUAAGGUGUAAUUUGGACACCUUAAAAAGAAAUUACGAUAUAUUGGACGUUUUCCAUAACAAGAUAUUUUUUUGUGUUUUCUACUUUUUUAUUCUAAUUAAUAUUACAUCCCAGAAUGGAGAAAAUAGGUAUAAUUACAUUAAAAAAAAAUAAUUCCGAAUAAAAACUUUAUGUGUAAUCGUGACUUUCGCCGUUUGGCUUUGUUUGUCGUGUAAUUUGGUUUUACUGGUUUUUAUGUAAGAAAAAAUGAUAAACAUUUAAAGUUAAAUUUUAUUAAUUCUUAAGAUUAAAAAACACUUAGUAUUUGACACUUAUCGCAGUAAUAAUAGUUAGCAUCAGUUAUAUUGACACAAACAUUAUGUACCCAUACAUGUUUGGUAUCUAAUCCACUCUUCCUCCACAAAAAAGACAAUAAGUUUUUUGCCAGUGUUACAUUCGUAUUUUGUCUUUCUUUUAAAUCUUCAAACCUUUUUCUUUAAGAGCUUACAGUUUUUGUUCUAAUUCGCUUUCACUGCUUCCUGCCAACACUACAUCUUCAGCAUACAUUAAGCAGUAAAAAAUAUGGUUUAUAGGGUGUUGCAUACAUGUAUAAGUAUAAUAUACCUGAAAAAGUAGUUCUGUUUUUCUUUCGAUAUAUUGCAUACGAAGGUAAAUGGUGAAUCAUUUCCACCGGAACAUAGUUCAGAGUCUGUAUAGAUUGGCUUUUUUUAUAGGUUUGUAUCAUUAGUUAAUGAAGUGGUACAUUCAAACUUUUUAAAUGGACUAGUUUUCAAAAAAGAUUUAUUUUACAGGACUGAUUGUGAUGUAGAUUGCUUCGUUUCGUCAGAAAGUACAUUAAUGGUUCUUGAUGGUAAAGUGGGGCUUUCACGUUCCGAUUUGAAGUCCCCCUUAGUAGGGACUACUAGUUGGAUAGUCGGCUCCACUCACACUCCGACUUGCUAUCAAAAAGUGGCAGCAGCAUUGUGCUGGUUAUCCUGACGAUUUGAAUAGAAGGAAAAAUAUUUUGAUGAAAAAAAAAAUUAUUCGUUGAUCGUGUAAACCAUUGUAUCACAAAGCUGCUUAAUGUCAUUGAUGAGGAUGAUUACAGAAACUACCGCAGAACGCUAUAUUGUCAGUGUUUUCGUACUUCAAAAUCACAUUCAGUAGGUGUUGUUGAGCUGUUUUCCGCGCAUUUCGGUUCGCGUAUACGAACAGAGGACUACUAGUCUUCCACAAACAGAGACUAUUUCUGUAAAUAUUAAUGAAUCCAGAAAUUCCUUCACUGUUCAAUACGGAAGGCGUGCAGUAGGUCAAGCUCUUACUAAGGAAAGUUUUGAUCCGAUUUCCGACUCCUCCAUUCACGCUCUCACUCGCACUAAGUAGGAACUAUAUAUCGGAACGUGAAUGCCCCGCUUAAGGAAGUAUUAAACUCUGUAACAGUCACUUUGGCCUCACUUUGAUCUGAUUUGAGCUGUUGUUCGGAUACAGCUGCAAAAUCUGCGUCGUUGAACACAAAACGGUCGCGAGGUCAUAAUUAUGUUCUUCUAAAAUUAUUCAGAGCAGUUUCAAUAGUAACUUCAGAUGUUAUCAACAGUUAAACUUUUUCUUGGCCUUCAUAUAAUUUUAUUGUAAUUAUUAAAGUAAAGUAGAUAUUUAGUAAUUUGAAGAAUCCGACAUCUUAACGUUGCAUCUUAUGCGUGCAGUGUGGAGGGAAUGAAAUGAUUAUAACAUCGUCUUCACGAGUUAAUUCUAAAGCUUUCAUGUUCUGAGUAUGACUACUGUGUCCAUCCUUCCUCAUUUUAGAUGGUUUGACAUAACUAACAAAGUUGCUCUAACCAAUGAUAAAAUCCUUCGUCAUCCAUACGUCUUGAUACUUAAAGAGAGUUCUGAAGGUGCCCCAUAUUUUCAACUCUCUUUCAUGCGUUUUUUGGCAAUUUAGAUGUCAGCGAAGCCAUUGCGUACAUUUUAGACAUUAUGGCACCUAUCUAGUUUUCCUUGUUGAGCGAUUAUUUUCUGUGGCUUCUGUAUAACAGUAUGAGAUGUCCAAUUGGCAUUAAAGACAUGAUCUACAGUAAUACCAUUUUUCUUAAUUACUUGCUCAUAAAGGUCGAGAAAGUUAUGAACCACCGUUUUAUUAAAUCCUGCAGCUAGAGAAGUUGCUUCAGAUAGACGUAUACUUAUGUUUGGAUGUCGUUUUAUGAAGCCUGCGUACCAUUCUUUACCAACUGACUUGUGUUCAACAUUAAAUCUUGUUUUAAUAUUAUUUUUUUCAUCUACUUCUUAAGCUAGUUCCAUUAGUCUUUCAAGUGUAGCCAUAAAACAUUUUUUCUAACUGAAGAAUGUGAUGAGCAAGAUCUUUUUCCAGUGUUGAUGGUAAAUCAGAUUGCCUUCCCGUUAUAUAACUGCAUUCAGAAAAAUAUUUGCUUUUUUUGCCAUUUUUCCGUUUAAAGUUGUGUUUCAUUGCCGCAUCCAUGUUUUAGAGUUUCCAUUUACCAUAAACCCCUUUACUUCUUGUAACAGCUUGAGUCGCCAUCCUUAAAAUUAAAAAUAAUAUUUUGUAGUUCAAUACGUGUCAUUUGCACCAGGACCAAAUUACAUGUAUUCAAGUGGACCAAUUUAUACAAUGUUAAAUGUUUCCGGAAUAUUAUUUUCUCCCUAUUUCUAUUCUGCAAGAUCAUCCCAACCCAAUUUUUUCAUUAUUUACCUCCAUCUACAUAUUUUUUAACUUCUGGUUAUUUGUUUCCGAAUUGUAGCUUCAUCAUCAUCAUUGACUCCACAACCCAUGGUGGGUCUUUGCCUGCUCAAGGAUAAGUCUCAAUUUUCUCCUAUUCUUCGCCUGGGUUUUCCAGUUUCGUAGUCCCAACAUUCUCAAGUCUUCCUCCACCUGAUCCUUAAAUCGUGCUCUGGGUCUGCCUGUACUUCUCACUCCAUCUAUUCUUUGGAUAUAAAUAUGUUUUGGCGGCUCCAUCUCAUUCAUUCUCUCUAUGUAAUCUAACCACCGCAGCCGGUUUAUUUUGAUGGACCUAAUAAUAUCAGGUUUGUCAUACGGGUAGGAAUUGUAGUUUACUGCUUUCAUUAUCAUUAAUGUUAAUUGGAGUCACGUUAUUUUAUUACUUUCUUACCUUGUUUAUGUGUUUUCCAAAUUUUUCCAUUUAAAAAAUUUUCUAUCAUUUAGCAUAUUUAAAUAUGAUCACCUUUAAUCAGAUUUUUUUUCUAUCCCUAGAUCAAUUCCGAGCCAUAGUUAUAAUAUAUCGCAACAAGUAUCUGAUCUUAAAGAAGAGCUGCAAUUGUUGACAAAAAGCUAAUUUUGUUUUGAUAAUUUCCAGGACAGUUAGUAGAUUAUUUUAUUUUAGAUUAUAUUUUAUAUAUUUACGUAGUAAUAUAUUAUAGAGUAUUUAAAACAGGCAUUUAUAUAGCUGUGUUCAUGUCCUACUACUGUACUCGAUAUUUUUAUGAUAUAAAUAUAAGAAUUGAGCUUACUCUAUAGAUUUCAGAUCAAGAUUUUUUAAUCUUCCAUAGUCGUUUAUGAAGUCUUCCGUUCUUGAUAUACUUAUUUAUUCUAUUAACAAAUAGUUAAUUCCUGCCAUAAUUUAACAUCUCAUGCAACGUUGCCAAGUUUGGAAUAUAUUUCCAAAUCCCUGUAACUUCAUUUAACCUUUAUUUCUCUUUUUUUUUUCGAAAAUACAUGUUAUUAAUAAUCUGAAGUAAAUGAAGCAUUCGUGAGUGAUUUCUCGUUUAAAAGUUCAGCGUAUAUGUUGUAAUUUGUAUUUUUGUGUUUUUCUAUUAGUUAGUACACUAAUAGGAAGAUUGAAGCGGCAAGUCGGCAACGGACACGAAUAUUCUUCAUGUACCAUAUCCUUUCAGAACGUUGGUUAACAAGCUAUCUUAAUUUUAUUCACUAACACCCUAAAUAUCAUGCUUUUAUCAAUAUCAACCAAACUCACAAUUUCUUCAACCAUAAUGUCUUUCUUCAUCCUAGACUGCGUUUUCCUGCUAUCUUCCGUUGCAUGAUAUUUUGUAGCAAUCUAUAUUUACAUGUCCGAAGUACUCCAGUAGUCGCUUUCAGUAGUCUUGCUGUGACGUUGUGGUAUUGUAAAGUUUUGAAUCUUUUGCACCCAAGAAACUUCUUCUAUAGCACCACACUUCGAACACCUCAAGGCGAUUUAGAUCAUUUUUAUUCACAGUCCUAGACACCAUAAAGUAAGGCCGAGAACAUGUAGUAGCGAAGUAGGUGGAUCCGCAGUGUCAAUUUUAGGUGUCUGUUACAUAAUACCUUGGACAUCCUUCUAAAAGGAUGACUGGAUGGACACGAAAGACUGGCUAAAUAGAUUAAGAAAGAUCGAGGCCUAACUAGGAUUGUAUUAUCACUGAUUAUGAUGUAGAAGGAUGCGACGGAAGACCUACUUUAUUUUAAAAAAGACAAACAAAACGUCUUGGUGUUAGUAUCAUUAUUUUUCUUGUACCUAGAGGUACAACGAAAGUUAUUUUAAUUACUUUUUAGACAUAUAAUUCCAAGGUGAUAUCUGAUACAUACAUUUGAAGAGUCGAAAUCGGAACUUCCGAUUCACGUUUUCUAUUAUAUGUGUGUUUAUGUUGGUAAUCAAUAUAACAUCUGUUUAGCUUUUUUGCGCUGUUGCAGAUAAGAUAAAGAUUGCCAUGAUGAUCGGCAACAUUCGUAACGGAUAGGCACAUCAAGAAGAAAAAAGAGGAAUGUUCGCAAUGACAGCAUUCGGCGAGCGUAGGUCACCGAAGAUCGCCUGUCAAAAAGAUGAAGCGGUCAAGGAAGUGUUGGGGCAAAAGAGUAAUCGACGAGUGUGCUGUUAACUGUGACUUUCGUUUCUUAGGAACAAUACAUCCCCCACAUCCAUUUUAUUUGUAAAUUUUGGAAGAAAAAACGCCCCAGCAUAUUAAUUAAAGUAUAAAUAAAGCAAUCUGCAUGCCAACAUGCACUGUAUGUUUAAGUGCAGAUCGCUUAGAGGAUCUCAAAACCUCCUUAUCUGAAUGGUUUUUGAAAGGUCUUGCUUAUUUUUGCAUACACGAUCUGUAUGCAUGAACGGGUCUAACUAUUGAACAAUAUGACAAAGUAUUGUCAUUAAGUUAACUAUAAAAAAAUAGGCUGCGCCUUUUCGAAUAUGCACAACCUUUCUCCAAAGAUUGAUAGUAUCCGUGUGUCGCACGUCUCAACUAAGUAAACAAGAAGGGAGUUAUUAAGUGACUCAUAAAAUUACUAUUAAUUGUUACAAUUGAAUCAUUACGAAAAAAAAUAGACUGAUCAGCUUUUACUUAUUCUUAAUUGAACAGGUAAUGUCGAUUAUCUAUAAGCAGAUUUUCCAAUAAAUAACAGUCCUAUUAAAUAUAGCAAUUUAUAUUUGCUAGAUUUCCGAAUAAAAUUUUAGUUUGAUAUGGAUUG
Diabrotica balteata is the source of this 7073-nucleotide messenger RNA. Lineage: Eukaryota; Metazoa; Arthropoda; Insecta; Coleoptera; Chrysomelidae. The record is from the annotation of a GenBank genome assembly.